This is a messenger RNA of Oncorhynchus mykiss (rainbow trout), 1515 nucleotides long. RefSeq names its product lysophosphatidic acid receptor 5a (gene lpar5a). Gene Ontology annotation, cellular component: membrane. Gene Ontology annotation, biological process: behavioral response to pain; G protein-coupled receptor signaling pathway. Lineage: Eukaryota; Metazoa; Chordata; Actinopteri; Salmoniformes; Salmonidae. The record is from RefSeq and is a predicted model, not a curated record. Gene Ontology annotation, molecular function: G protein-coupled receptor activity.
UUCAACAUCCAGCUCUGACAGCUGUAGCAGUUUAGUGUCAGUUCAUGCUAGUCCUCCAGAGAUGACUAACGCCACCUGCAACAUCACCCACUACAGGUACCCUCUCUUCACAGCCACCUACAGUGUCGUGCUGGCCCUGGGUCUUCCCCUCAACACCCUCUCUCUCUGGCUCCUGUUAUGCCGCUUGAGGGUCCGCUCGGUGCCCUUGAUCUACAUGGCCAACCUGGCCCUCUCAGACCUCCUCUUCACCCUCUCCAUGCCCUUCCGGAUCCUGUACUAUGCCAGGCGCCACUGGCCCUAUGGACACCUGGCCUGCAUCGUCUCUGGGACUCUGUUUAACGUCAACCUCUACUCCAGCUCGUUCUUCAUCAUGUUUAUUAGCGUGGACCGGUUCCUGGCUGUGGUCUAUCCUCUGCGCUCACGCCCACUGAGGAGGAUCGGUGUGGCUUGUAAGGCAUGUGCGGCCGUAUGGGUGUUGAUUGGUGCCAUGGCGGUGCCAGUGGCACUGACUCACCAUGCCAGACAGAACCAGUGCUUAGGGUGGAGUUGCUUCGAGGGCUACACUCAGAAUGAGUGGCACUUUGGGUUCAAUAUCAUCUGCGUGGCUGCUAUCGUGGGAAAUGUCAUUCCGUUCGCUGUCAUCGUGGGCUGUACGGUGGUCGUGGUGCUUAAGCUGAGAGUGCAGAAGGCCUCCUCAUCCUCUAUGGAUAAGAGCCAGAUGGUGUGGCUGCUUGUGAUCAACCUUUUGAUCUACACAGUGUGUUUCAUCCCCUUUCAUGUUGCAGUAGUCCUAUAUGGGCUCCACAAGCUACGAUUCCUUCAAUCCCAGUUCCCCUUCUUUGACUUCCUUAUUGGAACUAUCUGUUUGGCUUGUGCAAACAGCUUCCUGGAUCCUCUCAUCUACUACUUCAGCUCCAAGAUUCUGAAGAUAGGGAGAGGGAAUACAGGAACUUGAGUUUAAUUCCAUGGUUCUGCCUAGUUCUGCCUCGUAGUGGAGGACUGGCAUUAGUAGUGGUGAGAAUGCUAGAGAUGGUCUUAAACAAGUUAAUGGUGGACUUUGUUGUUCUUACAUCUUCUAUACUGUAUUCAUGUGUGCGUGUGAGAAGUCAAAUGACAAAUGGAAGGCAAUUAGAUUGGUUAGGGUGUUGACUUAAGAAGCACCCUCAUUUGUCUGGGGAACGAAAUGUCAGUUGUGGUGUGUGCUUGUGUGUGUGUGUUCGUGUGGCAGGAAAGGGAUGUCACUAAUAGCCCUUGAAGUACCGUAGAUACAUAAUUAAUGUACCAAAUGUUGCAUAUGACUGUUAAAUUGUAGCUUCGUCCUUUAUUGUGAGAUUUUAUAAAGCCGUUUUAUAAACCUGUUGAUUGUCUUCCUCUGAAGGGAGGAUGUAGUUGAAACGUAGCAAUGUUAUUUUCUCUGAUUAUUGGUCAUUGGUCUGACUUCUGUGCUUGGAUUUGCCGCAAUUGAAUGACAGAUUGUGGGAAUGUUUAUUUUUAUAUAAGAAAUAUAUUCAAUGU